GACGUGGUGUUGCGGUGUUCUUCAACACUUAUUAUUCUACAUGUUGCAAAUAUUAUUAUUUUUUUAAAUUUAUUAAAAUUAUUCAUUUAUUACUUAAUUUAUAUUUAAAAAAUUAUAAUAUUUGGUAAACAAAAAAAAAAUAGUAAAAUAACAAUAAACUGUGUGCAGUUAUAUUAAUAAAAUUAAAAAAAAAAAAGUUAUUUAUAUUUUUAAAAUGUGAAAUAAAUCAAACAUUUAUAAUAUUUUUUUUUUAUAAUAUUUGAGAUAAAUAAAAAUUUAAACAAGUGAGCUAACAAAAAAAUUGAAUAUAUUUUAAACAAGUUGUAAAAUAUAAAUUUAUUUUUAAUAAAUAAUGUGCAAGUUAUUUGGGUGUAGUUAAAUUUAGUGUUACAACAAGUAUGGUAUACUGAAUAAAUAAAAAUAAAUAUACAAGUGAAUGGGUAUCAUUAAGAAUUGAAAUUAAACAGCUUCCACUUGGCAAGUGAUAAAAAUAAACGUUUGUGGUUUUGUUUUUUAUAAAUUUAUUUAUUUUUUUUUUUUCCAGAAUAUGUUUUGUAAAAAGUUUUUUUGUGGUUUUUCAUUAAAUUUUUAUUUUAUUUAUCAUUUGGGAUUUAUCUCGUUAGUGUGAAUGUAAAUUUAUAUAUAUAUAUAAAAUAUAAAAAGGUUUUAACUAUAAAAAAUAAUUAACGAAAAAAAAAAAAAAUAAUAAUAAAAGUUGGUGAAAUAAUUGAGACCAGCCGGACGAUAGGAUAGUCAAAGUUGGCUAAUAAUUGUCAAGUUUUUCAACGAUUUUUGUGUAUACUAACAUGAAAAUUAUGAAAUUUAUUUAAAAAAAAAUUUAAUUGUGCGUAGUUAUGUGUUUGUGAAUUAAUUAUUCAUAUUUUUUUUUUUUUUUUUAUUAUUAUGUUGAUAUCGGAAAAGGUGAAAAUUUAAGUGAAAUUUAAUGGAGUUGCAUCAUUGACGUGGGCACCACUACUAUUACUACCCUUGUCGUCAUCACUGCAACUCCUGAAAACAGCCUCAAGCUGUAUUUUGUAAAUUAUUCAAAGACGGAUAUCACGCUUCGAUGCUUUCACAUUGGUAACGAUCAAGGGUGGCGCCAAUUCUCAAGAGACCACACGUCUCAUUGAUCACAUAAGAGUGUUACAAAUCAACAUUGUUUAUUUAUUUUAAUAUAAAAAUAAAUAAAUAAUAUUUAAACACUUUUUUUGUUUUUAAUAAUCACGCAUUAUAAUUAACUUGAAAAAAAAAAAAAAUAUUUUAAAUAAAUUAAAAAAUGGUGAUUCAAUUAAUUUUCGAGUGUUUAAAAAAAAAAAAAAUACAUGUGUCUAGUGUGCCACAACAGUUACUGUGAUUUUUAAUAAAAUUAUAAAUUUUUUUUUUUUUCAUUAUUAUUAUUAUUAAAAUAAAAGUGUGUUGUUAUAAAGACGGAAAAUUAAUUUUUUAUAAAAGAGAAUGUGAAACACUUCAUUAACCACGUUGGAUUAUAAAUAGAGAAGAAAAUUUUUUUUUUUUUUAAAUAAAUAAAUAAAAAGUCUAACGAUCGUUUAAUAAAACAGCACGGAAAUGGCUCUAAGAUGGCAAGCAAGGCUGUCAAUUGCCGCUAUACUCUUUAUGUGCACCGAAGACACAUUGAGCCUUGGUGAUGACAAGCUUGAUCGACAUUCAAAUCAAAUGAAACCGAGACAACAAAUGAUAGAUCAUACAACUGGCUACAAAACGAAACUCGAUGCAACAUUUGAUGAUAAACAACCGACAAAUGUCACCGCCAUGGUUGGAAAAACAGCCUACUUAACAUGUCGAGUACGAAAUCUCGGCAAUAAAACGGUUUCUUGGGUACGCCUGAGGGAUAUUCACAUUCUCACAACUGGAGCUUACACAUACACAAGUGAUCAGCGGUUUCAAGCUUUGCAUAGACAAAAUACUGGUCAAAAUAGUGAAUGGUCUGAAUGGACACUUUGUAUAAAAUGGGCACAAGAACGUGAUCAGGGAAUAUAUGAUUGUCAAAUAUCAACAAUACCACUGAAAUCACAUCAAUUUUAUUUAAGUGUUGUUGUACCAACAGCGUCAAUACUUGGCGGUCCAGAAUUAUAUGUUGGUGCUGGAAGUACGAUAAAUUUAACGUGUUCAAUACAAUUUAGCUCGGAGCCACCGUCCUACAUAUUCUGGUAUUAUCAGGACGACACACUAAGCUAUGAUAGUUCUAGAGGCGGUAUAUCAGUGAUAACUGAAAAGGGUACAGAUGUGACAACUUCGUGGCUUCUCAUACAGUCAGCUCAGCCAUCUGACUCUGGAGAAUACAGUUGUAAGCCGAGUAAUGCCAACACUGCAUCAAUUCGAGUUCACGUUGUGAACGGCGAACGACCUGAAGCAAUGCAGACUGGAACUGCUGGACCGAUACUAUCGUCAAGUUGUUUGCUGGUGUCACUCAUCAUUUUGUACAUAUCUUCGGUGUAAACUUUUUACUCAUCUAUAACAUGAGAUACAUGAAUGUGAAAAUAAAAUAAAUAAAAUAAAUAAAACACUGAAAGAAUAUUUAUAAUAAAAAAAAAAAAGUAUAUUAUUAGAAAAUAAAAUAAAAUAAAGAGAGAAAAAGAGAGAGAGAGAAUUCAUGAAUGAUAAUGUUUAGAUAAAAAUUAUUGGUCGUUGAUGUUUGAUACCAUUGAUUGUGAUCAAGUAUAUUAAUGAAAUAAAUAUACAGAUAAGAAUAAAAAAUGAAAACAAUGAAAAUGAAAAAAAAAAUAGGAUAGGAAGUAUCGAGGAUAUCCGCUUACUGUCCAUCUAGAUAUCUAGACUUGAUGAAGAACAAGAAGAAAACCAAGAAGAAUCAGUGUGGCGCCACCGCAAAGACUCGUUUAAUCGAUCCAAAUAAGCCAACGGCAUAUCACCUCUUUGCCAUGAAAGAAUAAAAUAAAAUAAACCAAGUAACAACGGAAACCAAGCAUAAUAAAAAAAAAAUCAACUAAAAAAGUUGGUGAAAGAAAAACAUGAUGAUAAAUAUAUGUAUUUUUGAAGAAAAAGAAAUUGAAAGUGAGUAAAAGAAACAUGGAAAAUUUCGAAAGAGGCAAAAUGGAUACAAGAAGAAGGUUUUCCAUUAAUCCUGAUAACCCCAACAGCCAUGACUGAAGGGUUGAACCCUUCGUGAAUUGGUAAAAUAAAUAUUAUCCAACAAAAAACGUGUGUUCUUAGUGCAAAAAAGAAGAAAAAAAAAACACCAAACCAGUUUAAGUUACGUGGGGACAUGA
Aphidius gifuensis is the source of this 3245-nucleotide messenger RNA. Its product is annotated as zwei Ig domain protein zig-8-like. Gene Ontology annotation, biological process: synapse organization. The record is from RefSeq and is a predicted model, not a curated record. Lineage: Eukaryota; Metazoa; Arthropoda; Insecta; Hymenoptera; Braconidae. Gene Ontology annotation, cellular component: neuron projection membrane. The coding region runs from base 1567 to 2457 and encodes 296 amino acids. The transcript is spliced from 5 exons.